GCAAGGAGCUCUUUGAAAUGGAUUUCAUCUCUCCUUUUACUCUGCUCUGCUUGCUGGUGAUAAUAACUGUUACUCAAGGCUCUGCCAUCUGGACUGGUGCGCUCAGCGGCGACUCAGCAGUCUUUUCUUUGGAAAUCCAAAGCCUGCAGAACUUCUCCAGUAUGAGCAAGGAGGAUAAGAAAUGCUCUACAACUGUCCUAAAUGAUACUUUGCUGGCCAAGUGUGGCACUUCUGCCAGUAGAUGGCUGAACUUAGAGAACGGCUCCCUAGUGCUGAGGAGCGUGGAGAAAGAUGAUGAAGGAAAAUACGGAUUUGUUUUUCAGAACACCACCAGAAAUUUUACACUGGAAGUAUUUGAGCCGACCAUUGGUAUCCAGUGCUUCCCUGAUGGGACUGCAGAGCUGUCCUGCAACGUGGCCAGCAGCCAGAUCCUGGUCUUUCGGUGGCUGCUGAAUGGCACCCACCUGAAAGCUGAGGGGGCUUGCAUCAAGGAUGCUGGGAAGAAGGUUCACCUGGGCAAAACUGAGCCUGGGGAGUUUGUGUGUGAAGUUUUGAAGGGGAACAGUGUCACGAGGACCAGGCCCAUCACGCUCUCUUGCAGCUACGACCUGCUGCGGUACCCGGGGUUCAUUUACAUCCUGGCAGGGUGUGCAGCGGGCGUGCUUAUCCUGGUGGUGGCUUUGCCUGCAGCCAUAUGUUGCUGCAUGAAGAGGAGACACAAGUUCAUCCCCGUGCCUUCAGAGGAGGAGAAGGAUGAUGGAUUGACAAUGUCAGUGGUGUCCGGUGAAGGCACGAAGAGCCCCCCCAAUGGAGACCGUGUCGAGGCUCAGGCUGCCCAAACUGACCGUCCUCCGAAGCCUGACGCUGCCCAGGUUGCUCAAGGCGUUGAGCCCCAGCCACUGGCAGAAGAAAACGUUCCAGGGCAGAUAGAAGCUGAGGAAAUGCCAGAUCCUGAGGUCAUAGUUGAUAUGGAAAGCCAGGGAGAUGCCUCAGACUGCUUCCCAGAUCCAACUGAUGACUGAUCUGACAGUGCUUGCCGCUCCACCCUGAGGCCUGUGACACUCCUUUACAUCCCAUAGUCUCACUGUGUCUGGAACAUUUCAGCAGGGGAAAGACGUGAGGUGUCAGACCUUCUGACCUCACUCAAAAAGGAAAAAAGGAAAUACAGAGAAAAGCACACACGUGGCUUCAAGGCUGCACUGCUGUGGCCCAGCAGGUUCACUAACAAACAAAAGCAGGCAGCUCCUUGGUGCUUUGCCUGCGAACAGAGCUGCAGCUAAACCUGGGAGCUCCAGGGACCAGCCUGGAAUGAGACAGGCGGCUCCUCCUGCCCCCUGCCCACCCCAUGCCUUGCCAUAUCUUUGCCAGCCAGGGCCAGGCACUACAGCCAGGCUGAGGUGCCCUGCCAGUCCCAGUCAGAAACCAAGGACUUGCCAGAAAUUUCCUGAGAAAGGUUUUUCUCAGGAGACUUCAGGGCAUUUUUUUCCCAGGCCCCGCCAAGGAAACUCAAAGGAGGUUUCAGCUCGGUAUCUGCUGUCCUGGGUGCUUAUCUGAGCUGCUCCUCUGAGCUCCAGACCCUGUGAUUUGGCCUCACCUCUUGCUGCCUGCAGCAGGAGCAGUGGUGGGGGCUUGAAAUUUGACUUGCAGCUGCUGUGGGCAGACCUGGGGUGAUGCUGGCUUUGCUCCCCGCUUAGUGCCCCAAGUGACAGAGGGGACAGGUUACCUUUCACCAGAACCCUGGUUGGCUUCUGCUGCUUGGGCUGUCCCUGAGCUAAGCCAGCACUGUCACCCGCUUGCCUGCAGCAGGAGGGGGCCUGGGGCUGCAAUUUUGGCAGAAACCUUGAUUUUAACGCUGAGGUUGUUGAUCAAUGCAAGCAUUAGUGCCUUUAGUGUGAUAGUUUAGCUACUGCAAGCUGAUGAAGCUGGACAUCUGCCUGUGCAUGUAGGCUUGUUUGGAGCUGUGUUAUUUGCACAGACAGGAGCAAUUUGUAGAAUCUCUUAGGUAAGUCUUGCUGCUAUGCAUGUCCUGUUCUGCUCAGAGGAGGUGUGCCUGUGGAGCAGCUGGGGGAGACCUGCAGGGAAGAAGGAUGCUGGCAGCAGGCAGCUGAGUCCCAGCAAAGCUGAAAGGGACUGCAGGGCUGUCAGGCUGCAGAGUGCUGCAGGAUGUGCUGCCAGGGUGUAGGACAAUUUUAGUAGUCAGAGUGAGGUGUUAAAUCGGUUGUUAGUGUUACAUUAGCCUGCUGGGCUAGAGAGUGUGGUAAUAAAAGCAGAGAUGGCACAGACUGGGACCAAAAGGGAUGGGGAGGUGUGUACUGCAUUCCUCUCCUCACCUGUCAUUUCGUCCCUGUUUUAUAUUGUGCUGACACUGUGAAUCCCUUGGAAAUGGGUUUAAGAUAAGCCUGGUGAAUGCCAUCCAAGGAGGGCUGUGAGCACCCCAGCAGAAUCCAGACAAAACCAAAAGCUUCUCUCCCAGGUGAGGGAGCUUACCUGGGAGUCCUUCAUCUCUGUGUACUGGCCAAGGCUCUGCAUCAGUGACACCCAGCCAUAGGUGAUUGUUCUCGUUGUUUCCUUGUCCUGUGACUGUCUUUAGAAGAUCUUUUGUGCUGUGCUGGUGGUGAUUCAGCCUUUCUCCCCUUUUAAAGGCUGCAGUUGGAAUCUGAUUUUCCACGGUGAGAGGGAGGUGAUAAUUCUUUUCCUUACGGUGCUGUUCUAACUCUUUUCAGUAUAAACAUUCCUCAGAGGCUGUGAGUUUAAUGGCAAAAAAGUGACACAGAGUGCCUGGGGGUGGCAGUGCAGAAGCAGCGAUGCCAGGUGAAUGUCACCACGCCAGUGUCACCAAAUUGCGGGGAUGUAGUCAGCGUUGCUUCAUUCUGCACUUUCUGGCAGGGGCAGGAGGGGACACUCGACUCCAGCACAUCCCUCAAAGGCUGAACUACUGCUCUGAGCUGCACUGGAGAAAACAGGCAGUGUUUCAGUGCUGAGGGUGAGAGCUGGGCCAGCCUUGUCCUGCUGGGCUGGGGCAUCCCAGCUCCAGCUUAUCCCAGUGCUGCCUUCCUGCUGUCAGCCCUGGGAGGGCUGGGGGUGCCCAGCAGCUGUGAACACCAUCACUAUUAUGAUCCUGGUUCUGGAAGGAUUUUUCCCAUAGAAAUGUGAGAGGUCUUUGCAAGACAGAUUGGACCACAGCUGAUUUUUUGUCCUUUACCACUGAAAAUGCCAUUGAGCAAUGGGGCAAAAGUUUUUGUUAUUGUGAGGUCAGGAGAGAAGUGAUGCAGCCUGUGUUCUUCCUUUAACUGUAUGUGCUCAUGCCCAG
This is a messenger RNA of Pseudopodoces humilis (Tibetan ground-tit), 3310 nucleotides long. RefSeq lists its product as uncharacterized. The record is from RefSeq and is a predicted model, not a curated record. Lineage: Eukaryota; Metazoa; Chordata; Aves; Passeriformes; Paridae.